UGAUCCCAAAGAACUCAAAUAGUAACCAACAAAGGCCAUAAUGAAAGCCUUAACAUUAAAAGCGAUGUUCGCUUUGCUCUUGGUUUGUCUGGUAGAAGGAAUGUCCGGAAUACAAACCGUUGAUUCACUAGCGAAAAACGCUUGGAAUAAAGCCGAUGAAAAGCCUAUCUUUACGCGCUUGUAUGCAGUUGAGGAAGUAGUUCGUGAUCUAGAUACCAAAAUAAAAGUAAUGGAAAAGAGUCUGUUGGAAGUAUUGAAAGACUCUGCAUAUACACCGUCAUCGAGUGAAAAACGUACGGCAAGGUCUGUGGCUGGAAAUGUUGCGUUUUCCGCUUAUCUUAGUCGCUCAAUUGAUCACAUAGGGCUAGGACAGGUAAUAAAAUUGGACAGAACAGUAUUGAACGACGGAAAUGCUUACAACAUCGCAACAGGUAUUUUCACUGUGCCAAUUACUGGGGUCUACCUUCUUUCAAUGUCUGUCGAUAGUUAUGCUGAGACGCACGUGACGCUUAUGGUCAACAGUGCCCGCGUUGCCGACCUCAUAUCUGAUGCGACGCCGCAAAGACAUGAUAUGGAAAUUAUGAGCAGCAACACAAUCAUUAUACGUCUGUAUCAAGGCCAGAGUGUCUGGAUGGAAGUUACUAAGGGUGACGAUCCGCAAAUAAUUGGCAAUGAAAAUUGGCGUUACACGACGUUUUCCGGACUGUUGAUGUACUAGAAGUGCUGACGAAACUGACAAAAGUCGUUAACCGAUUGUUAAUACAGACAAAACAGAAAAAUUCAUAAGCCGAAUACGAUGUCGUGCAUUCUUUCAAUAUAUUGCAUAGCUCAAUGGCAUUAGAUAAUUGCUUGUGUUUGAUAAAAAUAAUAUCAAUAAUAAAGCAUUGCACUCUG
Dreissena polymorpha is the source of this 894-nucleotide messenger RNA. RefSeq names its product complement C1q-like protein 4. Lineage: Eukaryota; Metazoa; Mollusca; Bivalvia; Myida; Dreissenidae. Gene Ontology annotation, molecular function: protein binding. The record is from RefSeq and is a predicted model, not a curated record. The coding region runs from base 41 to 718 and encodes 225 amino acids. The transcript has a single exon.